GCCAGCGGCACGGGGCUGGACGCCCUCGGGCAGAGCAGUCAUGUCGCACAAACAGAUUUACUAUUCGGACAAAUAUGACGACGAGGAGUUCGAGUACCGACAUGUCAUGUUGCCCAAGGACAUAGCCAAGCUGGUCCCUAAAACCCAUUUGAUGUCUGAAUCUGAAUGGAGAAAUCUUGGUGUUCAGCAGAGUCAGGGAUGGGUCCAUUAUAUGAUCCAUGAACCAGAGCCUCACAUCUUACUGUUCCGGAGGCCACUACCCAAGAAGCCAAAGAAAUGAAGCUGGCGAGCCACCUUUCAGCCGCGAGCUUUACACAGCUGUCCUUGCUUCCUACCGUCUCUGAUGGCGUGAUAUCUCGUUUUCUUAUUUCUCACUUUGAUAUUUAAAGGAUGUUCAAUACACUGAAGUGCUGGGACCUGCUCUACUUCUUGAGUUGAGCCACCAAUGCCACAACCCUGUCAGAUGAGUGACUUCAAAACCCUAGAGCGCUCUAUCCAGUGGGCCAUAUUUGCCGUCUCUUGAAAGCAUGUGAAAUCAGAUCAUGGCUGUUACAGAGACCGUGUGAAUUUGCUGUUGUGGUUUUCAUUAUUGGGUGCUGUAUUUAUGGUGACUUAUCGGC
Molecule: messenger RNA, 620 nt
Organism: Chionomys nivalis (European snow vole)
Lineage: Eukaryota; Metazoa; Chordata; Mammalia; Rodentia; Cricetidae
Product: cyclin-dependent kinases regulatory subunit 1
Exons: 1
Coding region: 41-280 (79 amino acids)
Biological process (GO): regulation of mitotic cell cycle
Cellular component (GO): SCF ubiquitin ligase complex; cyclin-dependent protein kinase holoenzyme complex
Molecular function (GO): cyclin-dependent protein serine/threonine kinase activator activity; protein kinase binding; ubiquitin binding
Source: RefSeq, a predicted model, not a curated record